AUGGCCGACAAGUUCCCCUCUGUUGAGGACCUCGACUCUGAUGCCUCCGCUGACAACAACAUCGACACUGGAAUGACCGACGAACCCUCAGACUUCCUGGCUCGUGAGCGCGCUCUCCUUGGUGACGAUGCCGACCAGUUCGCAACUCCUACCGACAAUGCUGCAAUCCCCGACGAUGAUGAUCUUCUCGGUGGUGGAGCCGAGUCCCACCAGGCCCCUGCCGACCACGAGAUGGGUGGCUUUGAGUCCAGCUUCCCUGCUAUUGACACAUCAAACGAGGGCGUAGCUCCCGGCGGCACAAUCACCGGCUCCACACUACCAUACCAACCCAAACAAGCCUCAUACGAAGACGAGUCCGAACCCGACGUCAUCCGCGAAUGGCGCGAGCGCAGAGACAUGGCCAUUCAACACAGAGACGAGGUCUCCCAAACCAAANAGGAAGAGACCGUCAAAGCCGCCCACCAAGCCAUCGACGACUUCUACGAGAACUACAACAACAAGAAGGACAAGACCGUUGCCCAGACCCGCAAGGAAGCAGAUGAGUUCCUCAAGUCUAGAGAAGACACCACCGCUGGAGGCACCAGCUGGGACAGAGUCUCCAAGCUUGUCGAUCUCAGUGGAAAGGGUACUUCAGGCGGUGCUCAGGGUUCGGCAAAGUCCAAGUUUAGAGAGUUGUUGCUUAACCUUCGCAAGGAUGAGAAUGCUCCCGGCGCCAGUGGUUACUAA
This is a messenger RNA of Aureobasidium musti, 726 nucleotides long. Lineage: Eukaryota; Fungi; Ascomycota; Dothideomycetes; Dothideales; Saccotheciaceae. The record is from the annotation of a GenBank genome assembly.